Spodoptera littoralis (African cotton leafworm) is the source of this 1248-nucleotide messenger RNA. Lineage: Eukaryota; Metazoa; Arthropoda; Insecta; Lepidoptera; Noctuidae. The record is from the annotation of a GenBank genome assembly.
AUGAAGUUAAAUUACAUUCAAACAUUAUUUUUCUUUGCACUGGUUGGCUAUGUUAUAGCCGAAAGCAAGUGUUGUCCACCAGGACAAGUUCUACUCAUGAGAAAGGAUGUGUGCUGGGAACCUAAUGCUAAUGUUACGGAACCAAUAGCGUUAAAGUGCAAAGUGACUAUUAGGUUCAUAAAAAAUUAUUAUCUCAAUGAUAAAAACCAACUAAAACUACACCUAGGAGAGGAUUUCGAUGAUGAAACAGUCGACACUAACUUGUACUGUUUAGGAAACCAUACAACAAUAAGAGAUGUUAAUCUGACUAACACCAAAGCGGUGGCUGUAGUAUGCGCUGAUGAAGAAGAGGAGAUCAUUGAUGACAGGAUUCUCGGCUAUACUAUGAUAAUCUCUAUAAUAUUCCUGGUGAUGACCAUAUUUGUUUAUAGCUUUCUACCUGAACUUAGAGAUGUUCAAGGGAAAAGUAUAAUAAACUUCUGCAUUAGUCUCGCUAUUGGCCUAGGAAUACUAGUCAUUAUGAAACUUAUGACUUAUUAUGAUAUGGGCUGGUGUGCAACUCGAGGUUUUCUAGCUUACUUCUUUCUAAUAGCUGCAUUUUUCUGGUCGAAUGCGAUAUCAAUACAGGUCUUGAUAAACACAAGACGACCUGCGAUAUCAAUGGACCAUGGCUGGAGGCAUUUUAAAUUUUAUAUGUUAUAUGCAUGGGGCUGCCCAAUGGUCCUAACAAUAUGCAUGGCAAUCGUCAACUUUUACCCGGGUAAACAUCAGAAACCGGGAAUCGGACUGAAUCACUGCUGGUUCUUCACUAAGCAUCAACAAUGGUACUACAUGUAUAGCAUCAUGUUCCUACUCUUGGUGAUCAACUUUUGUAUCUUCAUCUACACAUCGUUUCUAAUAUGGCGGAUACCUGUCUCAUCCAGUCUUAAAAGAGCGGUGAAAUACAAGCUCGGUAUGACCGUGCAACUUAUCGUACUGAUGGGUCUCCCUUGGGUUUUCGAAAUGAUCAGCUCAUUAGCACCGAAGCACGUCAUUUGGACCAUAUUGGACAUCAUCAACACGCUACAAGGAGUAUUAAUAUUUUUGCUGCUAGUUGUAUUUCGCAAACGAGUAAUCAAAGUGAUGUACAAACAUGGCUGGCUCGAUUGUAUAUCAAACUACGUUGAGAAGUACCUGGCGACGAAAGAUGAUGAGGAAAACGUGGUCCAACACACAGACGUCCCUAUGAAUGACAGGACAGUCCUAUAA